AUAGUAUUUUCCUUCUAUAACCCCAAUGCAUGGUUUGGUUUACUUGUGACAGAAGGUAUGUUGCACUACUCGUCUUAUACGCGCAGAUUUUUGUUAUCUGGUGCUCUGGCACUACGUAUAAAAAUACACCAUAAACUCCUUGUUUUUCAUCUUUCUAGCCCUCGUCUUUAACAAACCCUAUAAAAAUCUCAGAAUCCCCUUCACUUGUAUUUAUGCUCUCAAUCUAAUUAAGAAAAUCUUUUAGGGACUGCAUCGUUUAGAUCUGUCCCCGUCUGUAAUAACAUUUAAAUAUUUUGUGUAAUUUUAAUGCAUUUUUGUUUCUGAGAAAAAAGAAAUUCCCUCUCUCCCACCCGUAACCUCAUAAUUACCGCUCUCUCUCCCCUUUGAAGAGAUUAUUACAUUAUAAGAAAAUCUUUUAGGGACUGCAUCGUUUAGAUCUGUCCCCGUCUGUAAUAACAUUUAAAUAUUUUGUGUAAUUUUAAUGCAUUUUUGUUUCCGAGAAAAAAGAAAUCCCCUCUCUCCCACCCGUAACCUCAUUAUUACCGCUCUCUCUCCCCUUUGAAGAGAUUAUUACAUUAUACGUAAAAUAAAACAUCUAUCAUUCAGAAAUCUCCGACACCAACACAAGUUUCAAUAGAAAUAUUAGGUCAUGAGUAAUAACAUUGAACAACAUCCGGUUAGUCUCCCUCCUCCCCAAGGUUAUCCUCCGCAAGGUUACCCAAAUGGGAUAUAUCCUCCUGCGCCAGUAUAUCCUCCCCAGCCCCAGGGACAGGGGCAGGGAUACGCACAAGGUUAUCCUACACAAGGAGUAGGAUAUUACCCUCCCCAUCCCCAACCCCAUGGUUACCCUUCGCAACUUGGACCCCACAGUUAUCCUCCUCCAAUGGGAAUGGGAUCUCCACCACAAGGUUACCCUCCUCAGAGCUGCCAUCCACCUCAGUACGGUGCACCCCCGCAUGGACAAGGGUAUCCUCAUCAAAAACAAAAACAAAACCAAGCUGCUACCGGCAUCAUGGGAGGAUGGUUCACAGAUAAUCCAAGAAUGGAGGGAGUUCUUGAGGGUUGGUGCCGCGAGUUUAAUGGUUCCGUCGUUGAUUACUUCACUGUGCAGGAGGGCCAAAGUUCUGGAGGAGGAUAG
Lycium barbarum (goji berry) is the source of this 1138-nucleotide messenger RNA. RefSeq lists its product as uncharacterized. Bases 650 to 1138 code for a protein of 162 amino acids. The record is from RefSeq and is a predicted model, not a curated record. The transcript is spliced from 3 exons. NCBI's taxonomy places the organism in Eukaryota, Viridiplantae, Streptophyta, Magnoliopsida, Solanales, Solanaceae.